GAGUAUAAUCAAGUAUAAUCACUAUACUAUAGUGCAUUGCAGUGUGUACGUUGGUGCACGCCUGGUCAAGUGGUUGCAAGCAGCUAGAAUGUGAAGGUGGAGUUUGUGAAAUUAAAUAUACGCGUCAUCGACAAUAUUACACUUUGAUACGAUGUCAUUUUAACAGCGAUACGAUGACUAUCAGUAACAAUCUGGUGUAAUCAAUGAUUCUUAAAUAAUUCGAUGAAAGUUUUCGAUAGUGUGUUUGGUGAAUAAUUUAUAUCGAUAAAACGAACAAUGACAAUAAUUAUGUAGUAAAUGAAUCGCUAUGAUUAGGAUUACGUAGUGGACGAUUCUAAUUACACGAUAUAUAUAUAUUUCAUCUUUUGAGGUUAUGCGGUAUUUUUUUUCUACCGAUCGAUUUUACUUUUGAUGCGUCAAUCGGUCGCGGUUUAACCAUAACAAAUGUUGAAUCCUUGUUGGUCGUUUUCGUGCUUAUCAAUUUUAUACAACUCAUCUGGCAGGGAAUAAAAAUCAACAAUGGUUUUUGAAUCGAUCGUCGCAGAGCUCCUGAACAAGGUGCUGGGAGAAUAUAUUCAAAAUUUGGACUACACGCAAUUAAAACUCAGUUUAUGGGGAGGUGAUGUUGUAUUAACGGAUCUAUUAAUAAAAGAAACUGCCUUAGAUGUGUUAGACCUGCCUAUCAGAUUGGAAUAUGGAAGAUUAGGAAAACUUAUAUUGAAAAUACCCUUCAAGGAUAUGUGGAAUGGUCAAAUCGACGCAGUGGUAGAGGAAUUAUUUGUGCUUAUAGUACCUACAAGCCAGGUUGUAUACGAUGCAGAGAAAGAAGCGAAAGUACAGCUGGAAACUAAGCGGGCAGAACUCGCGAGAGUUGAGAAAAGAAAACAAUUAGCUGAUACUAAAUUGCAAGAAAAGUUAGAUGAUUCCAUGAUCGAAAAGCUCAUCGCCCGUAUGAUAAAGAAUAUUCAUGUCGAAAUUAAACGUAUUCACGUGAGAUACGAAGAUCAUGUUUCGUUUAAAGAUCAUCCAUUUUCGGUCGGUUUUACUCUCAAUAAAUUUAUCUUAGAAAGUUGCACAGAUUCUUGGAAGACGAAUGGCAAUUUAAAAGACAUGUACGCCAUUCCGCAAAUUUACAAGUUAUGUACACUGGAUGGUUUAGCUGUAUAUCUUAAUACAACUGUAGAACAAUUUAGUAGUGGCACACACUCAAACUAUUCGGAUCUUUUUUACAGCGGUAUCGCGACUAUAGAUUACAAUCCACCUGGGUACCAAUACUUAUUGGGUCCAAUAAAUGUUAACGCAAAAUUAAAGUUAAAUCCAAAACCAGAGACUGAUGGGAGUAAUUAUACUAUUCCCAAGGUGUGGUUAGAUUUAGAAAUGCAGAAAUUGAGGAUCGGCUUGGCGAAAAAGCAAUAUCAAACACUGGUUCAUUUGGGCGAAGGGUUGGACCAAGCUCAGAAAGCUGCACCGUAUAGAAAGUACAGACCAAAUCUUACAUCAUAUAGAGGACACUAUAAAGAAUGGUGGCGCUUUGCGUAUACUUGCAUAUUAGAGGAAACCGUGCGUAGAAAUCGUAGGAAUUGGAAUUGGAAUCAUAUGAAACAACACAGGGAUCUUUGUCGCGAAUAUGCUAACGUGUACCAAACAAAAUUAACGAGUAAGAAAGUUGCACAAGAAAUAGAAGACUCUCUCACGAAUUGCGAAAAGAAACUAGACAUCUUCAAUUUGGUUAUCAUUAGACAACAAAUCGAAAUGGAAGUGGAAAGGUUGGCAGAAAAAGAAAAAAACUUGAAAGCGAAGCGAGGCUGGUUUGGAUUUCUAUGGUCCGGUUCGCAAACGGAAGAUACGGAAGAUUUAAACUCGGCCGCUGCGAUAAUGCGGAAAUUCGAACAGGCAAUGACGCCGCAAGAAAAAGAAAAGUUAUACAGAGCGAUCGAUUACCAAGAAAACACCGCGCCAGCCCAUUAUCCCGAAACAUACGAAAUGAUUGAUACCCGAUUUCUCUUACACGAACUUCAAAUUAUAUUCUUAGACAUGACUAAAGAACAUCCGUGUAUUUUGGAUCUUCAGCUCCACGCUGUUCAAGCGUGCUUCAAGUCGAGACCGUCUGCCAACGGCGUUUUAGUUACAGCAUCCAUCAAUGAAAUGAAACUUUUAGGAACGAAGCAAGACGAACACGUUCCGUCGCUUUUCAAUUCUCACGAGCACAGCGCCGAUUCUGUUUUAUUAUCCGUAUCGUACGAAAAGAAUCCUCUCGAUAAACUGUGCGGCGAUCGCGUGAUAGUGAGAUCGACGUCCGUGGAUAUUAUUUACGACGCACAUACCGUAAUAGAAUUAGUAAAUUUGUUCAAAGUACAAAACUCGUCGACGUUGAGUCAACUUCAAGCAGCCGCCGCGGAACAGUUGGAAGGCUUGAAGGAAAUGUCGGCUCUAGGUUUGGAGCAUGCUAUCCAAAAACACUCGGUAUUGGAUAUACAGGUCGACAUGCAGGCGUCCCAAAUAAUCAUUCCGCACGAUGGGUUCUUCGACGAUACAAAAUCUCUGCUAGUAGUAAACCUCGGUAGUCUGAAAAUGCAUUCCUUAGAGAAAGAAAAAGAUGGUAGGUCGGGCGUGACUGUUAAAGAGUUGAUCAGCAUGGGUAAAAGCGAGGAGGAUGUAUUGCUGCAUCUUAGAGAGCACAGUUACGACAAAUUCGUUUUAAAAAUAGUCGAUUUUCAAGUAUUAGUUUCGCUACCGGGAGAGGAAUGGCGCACAGUUGUAUCUAAAGUAGACGAUAAUAUGAUGCUACUGCAACCGACAUCGCUCGAGAUCCAAUUUCACAAAUGCUUGAUCACAGACGAUCCUCUUCUUCCAAAACUCAGACUUAUCGGUCAAUUGCCGUCAGUUGUAAUCAAUAUAACCGACAAUCGCUUGUUGCAAGCUCUUUCUAUAGCUCAGAGUAUCCCAUUUCCACAAGAAGACCAAUCCGCGGAUCUUCGGAAAGUUUCACUCAGCAAAUCCGUUUCUCAGUUGUCUCUGUUGAAAGAGCUGAGCACGAUUUCUAGCAUCUCCGAGAAAAAGAAAGAGGCAACUGUCCCGGUUAAGCAAACAACCGACUUGGAAAUGAAAUUCGAAAUGAAAGAAUUUACGCUGUUGGUCUCGUCUCAAAGAGACGGCGUAAUAACCCCGUUUAUGAAACUCGAGGUGUUGCAGUUGGAAGCAGAAAUGGUGCAACGAACGUACGAUCAAGAAAUAUUGCUGAGAUUAGGUGGCGUUCAAGUGAAACAGCACUAUAACGAUACAGAAAUAUUUAUGGUGAACACUCCCAUGUCGUCUGGCAAAGACGAGUAUCUGAUAACGGUACAGUACAUAAACGUAAAUAAACGAUCACCAGAAUUCGCAACGAAGCACGGUUCUGUUAUCAAAUUAUUGAAGUUGGAAUUUACGACGUUGGACUUGUUGCUUCAUCAGGAAGCUCUUAUAAGCGUACUUCAGUUCGCAACUUACAUGCAGGAUCAAAUGAACGCUAUAACGACUAGUAUGAUCGAGAAAGAACGUCGUCUGCGUCCGCGACCGAGUCGUUUGACUUCUAUUCAAGAAGAAACCUCCGCGUUCUUUAAAGAACAGCUUCAGAAACAAAAGAUCAGAACGACGACGCCUCGUCGAAGAAGAACAACGAUCGAGCACAUAGAUUUAAAGGUUCAGGCGAAAGUUGGGACUAUAUGCAUGAAGCUUGUUAGCGAUUGUAGAGAAAUCUCUGCGUUCUAUAUCGGUGGUAUCACCGCUGGAUUUAUAAUGAAGACUUCUUACUCUCAAGCGAACGUUAAUCUAUCCUCCAUCAGUAUUACGGAUCUUAACGCUGCUUCAGAUUAUAGAGACAUUCUGUCGGUGACAGAAGAUACAGAAUCUUUACAAAUCCAAGCUACAAUGUACAAUAUCGAACCAUCGGACGUCGAUAAGAAUAACAUGUCUAUCACUGUCGUAAUGGGAUGUUAUCGUAUCGUCUUUCUAAAUAUGUUCGUCACUAGCAUAAUGAGUUUUCUGAAUAAUUUCCAAGCUGCUCAACAAGCUAUAAAGGACGCCUCAGCGGCGGCCGCUGAGGCCGCGAGGACGAACAUCAAAGACGUCCAGGAAAGUGCAGCCCGUAUCGGACUCGCAGUAAAGAUCAAGGCUCCAGUUAUAUAUGUUCCGAUGCAUUCAAAGAGCAACCAUUGUUUAACAUUGGACAUGGGUAACCUUACCAUAUGUAAUAUUUUUAAAAAGCUAGAAGUUACCAACGAAAGCGAAGAUUACCCUGUCGUCGACGAAAUGAAAAUUGAAUUGCAAAACUUGAAGUUAUCCAGGGUGAAGUUGAACAUGGAACAGUUCGCAGUGGAAAAUGAAAUAUUGCUGUUGGAACCGGUUAGCUUCACGUUGCUUAUCAAACGAAAUUUAUCGACUGCUUGGUUCACCGCUAUACCAGACAUCGAUAUGUCCGGAAGGUUAAAUAAAAUAAAUGUGUUAAUAAGCAAAGAAGAUUACGUGACCGCGUUGAAAGUAUUGGAAGAAAAUUUAGGCGAAACAGCCGAAGAUACGAAAGCUGUGCAAACUGUUGGUCAAACCGAGAAGAAACUCGAAGUAGAAGUUUUACAACAUCAUCAAUCUGACAAAUUCGAAGGGGCACCUGUAAGAAACUCGGAAGAUACAGACUCUCAAGAACAAGUAAACGUUCACACGUCUAUUAAAUUGGAGUUCGUUAUGGACAGUCUUGUGAUCAGUUUAUACACUGGAGGGUCAAAAAUGCUUCGAUCGCAAAGUUCUCUUCUGCAUCUACCAGAGAAUGGAUUGGCGAAAUUCUGCUUGACUCAUUUCGCAUUGAAAAGUAGAAUAUUCGCGGAUGGAUUAAUGGCAACCUCGAUCCUUCUUAUGAACUGCACAUUGGACGACACGCGUCAAAAUAGACAAGGCUCUCUUAUCAGAAUUAUGGAACGAACGACAGCAGUACCUUCUAUGGAUGAUAUCGAAGAAGAAUCCAAGUCUGUUCGCAGCAUGUUGGACAUGACUAUUAGACAAAGUUCGAACGACAUGUUCGUGGAUAUUAGAGUCUUCUCCUUCAGCAUAAUCGUAUCUCUCGAUUACUUAAUGAAAGUAAAGGACUUCUUCGCUAUAGAAGAAACGCCGUCGAAUAAAGCAGCGUCGCAAAAUGUUCCGAAGAAUUACAACGAUCCAACGACGAAAAGGAAACAAACUCAAGCCGCACCGAGUAAAAAAAUGUUCACGAUUAAUCUACACAUCGAGAAACCAGAUAUCAUUCUCCUCGAAGACAUGGACGACAUAGACUCGAAUUGCAUCAUAUUAAAUACCGAGCUGUUAUUAAAAGUACGCUUGAUAGGGGAACAUCAAGUAAUAUCGGGUUCCAUAAAGGACUUGUCGAUUUUAGCUGGUAUAUAUAAUCCGCAGAAGAGAAGCGAUUGGAUAUAUCAGGUUCUAAGGCCGUGCAGUAUUAGCGUAGCGGGUUCUACACCGGAUGAAAAAGGACUUCACAUCGAUAUUUGUUGCACCGAUAUUCAUGUAUCAGUUUCCCCAGGUGUCAUAGAAAUAUUGAAUAAAGUAGUUCAUACUGCUACGAAAACGGAAGUAAAGGACGAGGAAGUCGUGAUUUCUGAGCCAAAUCAUAAAGGAUUAUGGAUUAUAACUCCGUACGAGGAGAGCGACUUUUGGUUUUUAAAAACAGAAGUAGGAGUAGAAGCUGUAGAAGAUUUUAUGUUUACCGAUCGCGGAGAUGUUACGCUCUACAAACCAGAGUUGGCGAUCAUUUCCGCGCCAACAAUUUUAUUCACGUUGGAAGCAGGUGUCGGCAAUAAAACGUUACCUAUGCUUCUGCUUCAUAUUGGGUUUCAAAGUAACGUUAACGAUUGGAGCUCGAAAUCCAUGAGCAUAGAGGGUACAAUGUCGUUGAUUAUGGCAUAUUAUAACAGUCGUCUAGCAUUGUGGGAACCAUUGAUCGAGCCCAUAGAGGGAACCAGAAACGGCAAACGAAUUUCAACGCCGUGGGAACUCAAAACUAAAAUUCAAUUUAACGAAGUGAUGGUGGAUUCCAGAGGAGCGAGCAUAAUGAGCCCGACUUCCGAUAGCGAACCGGAAGAAUUACAUCAAACUGCUAAAAUGUCUAUCGACAUAAUAUCUACUGAAAACUUGGAAAUAACCGUAACGAAAACUUGUCUGGACGUCCUCAAACAACUCGGCAACGCGUUUUCGUCCGCAAUGGAAGCCAGCGAAAAAGGAACACCGAAAAGUCUCUCGCCCUAUGUACUCAAAAACGAGACUGGUUUGGCGAUCGUUUUAGAUUUGGAACGCAGCCACUUUAAGGUCUUCGAUGACGGGUCAAAAAUGACGAAUGAUAGCGCGGUUGCGUAUAUGGAAGUGAUUCUUGAAUCUGGAGCGUCGAUAGAGCUCGCUCCGAAGACAACAAAAACUGAUAUACCUUUGCUCGACCAAGUGAAAACUGAAUCGAUAGAAGAAAGAGAAGACGACAAGUUCAUUAUUUCGUUCAAAGAAAUUGGAGGUACUCUGGCUAUACCCGUAUUAAGAGCUGAUAAGAGGUUCUUUUCCUUGAGAUAUCGAAAAGAAAGUUCCGAGGAGUGGGGCAUCGUCUCCGACGUUGUAGUCGACGAAGGAAGUACCAUUGUUACUCUCAGAAGCAUCCUUCAGGUGCAUAAUCAUUUCAGCGAACCGAUAUCCGUAUAUUAUAUGACUAAACGCGGGAACGAAGUCGAAUGCGUGGGCACCGUCGCGCCCGACAGCAAAUUAAAUCUUCCGUUAGACGCUGUAUACACUCCAACGAAUUGGCUGUUUUUCAGCGUCGAAAAGUACAUGGUUUCGAUCGAACCAUUCGUAUGGAAAGAUCUCCAAAAAACUGUCUCUAUGACCAAACUUUUAAAAUGCGAAAGUCGAACGAAACAAGAAGUCGUUGAACCAUUUUAUAUAAAGAUAUUUUUCGUGAUGAUUGUGGUUGGUAGUAUUUUAUAUAAUGAUAACAAUAUUGGCUUAUUAUUGAAUGCUAUUAACUGGCGAUCCAUAUUCUGUCGUUUCGUUGAUCACGUCAAGCAUCUUUGCUUCAAAACUUUAUCCUCAGAACACCCAAAAUAUCUGGAAGCACCUAUUCAGGUUGUAGGUGAAAUAGAGCAAGUUUACUUUGAAAAUACUAGCCGACACACGAUGGCAAGUACCAUUUACAACGUUCACUUGUAUCCAUCCGUGUAUUUCAAGAAUUUCUUGCCUAUCGAUAUUAUUGUAUGUUUACCUGGAGCCGUUCAAGAGAAGCUUUUAGAAGCAAGCAUGUCUUAUCAAAUACCUACAAUUGAUCCUGGGAAUUCUCAUAUAAUCAUAAAGUUACCAAAUUACUUAGAAAAGGAUUGGUCCUGUCGAGGCGAAAUAAUAGCGAAUCCGCCCGAAUUUUCAGUUUGGUCCUUCGAAUCUUUCGACAGCGCGCAAAAGGUCGUGUUGGACUUAGGAAUGCAUACAUCGUACAAACAUGGAUCUAUCGUCAUGGCAUUGUAUUGUCCAUUUUGGAUGUUGAAUAAAACAGGUCUAAUGUUGUCUUACAGAAAAUCAAGUAAGGGUUCUAAAGAACACUCGAGUCCGAUCAAGAGUUUGGUUUGUGUCAUGAAACCCCGUCGGCAACGCGUAGAAUACAGGAAGAAGAAAGCACGUUCGGGAGGUGAUGACUAUUUGAACGUAUUGUAUCAUCCUGAAAACUUUAAAGGACCGAUAUUAUUCUCGUUUCGUUCCAAAGUAUUCUUCGGUAAAAAGAAGGCAAUGAUCAGAGUGGAAGACGGCGAAUGGUCUGAGAAAUUCUCGAUAGAUGUUGCAGGAAGCCAGGGAGUAGUCGUUUGCAGAUACAACGGAUUGACGUACCAGAUCGGAGUUCACAAUCAAUUGACCUACAAUUCUUUAACGAAACAAAUUACGUUUACUCCGUAUUAUGUCCUUAUAAAUAAUUCCAAUUUUUUGAUGGAGUGUCAAGAGGGUGACAGACCAGCUGAUCCCAUGAUGAAGGUACCACCUGGUGAAUGCACCGCUCUCUGGCCUCGUUCUGAGAGCGAACAGAAGACCUUGAGAGCCAAGGUUGCAAGCGAACCCGAGAAAACACCGCCGUUCGUUUAUACGGAUAGUCAUACAACUUUACUAAAAUUAGAUAACAAGUAUGGAGGGAUCAACGUGGAUAUCCAAAUAAGCGAAGGAGGAAUUUACAUUUCUCUUUCUGCAUAUACUUAUGGAAAUGCUCCAGCCCUAAUUAUUAAUCACACCUCGCACACUAUUCAAUUUUGGGAAAAAGGUUCAUUGAACGUCAGAUCCGUGCAGUCGUUUAAUAGAAUGUUUUACACGUGGGAGAACCCAGCAGGUCCGCGAAAGUUAGUAUGGGAAGAUAGUAAUAAGAAAGAAAUCGAAGAUACUGUACGAAAGGACAUUCUAGGCACUUUUCAAUUACCAGAUCUCGAGGAAGAAGUGUUUUACGUAUCGUUUUUGGAUGGUCCCCAACGAAUACUUUUGUUCACGGCGAACAUGAAAAUCGCGGAAGACUGUCAGCUACUCGGUGAUCUCGAAGUCAUAGAACAAGAAGUAACGCUGAGUAUUCAUGGAAUUGGACUUUCGCUUGUUAACAAUAUAACGAGAUCGGAAUUAUUGUACAUGUGCAUAGCUAGCUCCGGCAUUAUAUGGGAAACGAGCAAAUCCCCCUCUCAUCGUUGGCGUGGCAUAAGUAUAAGAGAGGUAAACAUCAUCGAAGAAGGCUACCAAAACUAUAUACGAGAAGUACAAAUAGGAAAGAACCUAUCGCACAGAGUAAUGCUUGAACCAAAAUUGGAGGUCGACUAUUUGAACAUGGAAAUGUUUAAACCGCACCACAGAUUUCUGCGACGCACGUUUCAAACUGGCCUAUGGUUACAGUAUAGAACCUCGGCGCAUCAAGUGCAGUUGCAUGCAAAAAUCAACAGACUUCAAAUCGACAAUCAACUUUCGGAUUGUGUUUUCCCAGUUAUAUUAGCUCCAGUUCCGCCUCCGAAGAGUGUCACGCAAAGUAUCGUAAUGAAACCAUUCGCUGAGCUCAGUAUGGUUAAACGCUUGUUAGAGCACAGCAGCGUUCAACAGUUUCAAUAUUUUAAAGUUCUCAUUCAAGAAUUCCACGUAAAAGUGGAUAUCUUAUUUAUUAACGCGAUAAUGGGGCUGUUCGAAACGAACGAAAUGAACGACGCGGAAGCGAGCGAAUUAUUUAAACUGGACAUGAAAUUGGUGGACGAGCCUUUAAUGUACCACGUCAGUUUAAUCACUACAGCGGAACAGAAGAAUUUCUUCGAUUUACUUCAUUUCUCGCCGUUGAAGAUUCACAUAAGUUUUUCGAUGGCUGGCAGUAAUAGCGGCCCCUCCGCGGUACCUCAAGUAUUAAAUGUGUUAUUGCAAGGAAUUGGUGUCACUUUAACCGACAUUAACGACAUUGUUUUCAAAUUAGCGUAUUUCGAAAGAGAUUAUGUUUUCAUGACCAAUAAGCAACUAAUUUCCGAAGCAACGAUGCAUUACGUAGGGCAAGCGAUCAAGCAAGUAUACGUCCUCGUGUUGGGACUCGACGUGAUAGGCAAUCCCUAUGGCCUCGUCGUCGGUACCAUGAAAGGUAUCGAGGAUUUGUUUUACGAACCUUUCCAAGGUGCUAUACAAGGACCUGGAGAAUUCGCCGAAGGCCUACUAUUUGGCGUGAAGAGCAUGUUGGGUCACACGGUCGGAGGAAUGGCUGGAGCAGUUUCUAAAAUAACUGGAGCAAUGGGCAAGGGCAUAGCUGCUUUAACUUUCGACAAAGAUUACCAAAGAAAGCGACAAGAGCAACUCAACAAGCAACCCGCCAACUUACAGGAAGGUCUUGCUCGUAGUGGAAAAGGUUUGGUGAUGGGUGUGUUCGACGGUGUAACUGGCGUAGUAAUGAAGCCUAUAUCGGGUGCUAAGGAAGAAGGAGUAGAAGGUUUCUUCAAAGGCUUUGGAAAGGGUGUCGUUGGUCUCGUCACCAGGCCAACCGCUGGUGUUAUAGACUUCGCGAGCGGAUCACUCGGAGCAGUGAAACGCGCGACUGAGUUGAACGAAGAGGCAAAAAGAGUAAGACCACCUAGAUUUUUCCAACCAGACAAUUUAGUUAGACCAUUUAUACGAGAAGAAGCCGAGGGACACAAGAUUUUAAAUGAACUGGAGAAAGGGAAAUACGCAAACACCGACAUAUAUUUUUACCACGUAUACAUUAUCAAGGAUGUUGUAUUGCUUACCGACAAGAGAAUAGCGUACAUAGAACACAGCGAUUUAUUCGGCGGAUGGCGGGUGGAUUGGACUUACACGUGGCAGGACAUUAGCGAGUCGCCGAAAAUAGUCGAUAGAGGAAUUCAGAUUUUUAUAAAAGAUAGCAGUAAGAGAAAGAAGUUCGGAAACAUAUUUGGUAGCGCAAGCCAAUCGAGAGUAAUUUUAAUACCUGAUCACAAUACGAGACAGCUUUUAUACAAUAAGAUAAAGGAGCAGAUCAAUCAAUCCGGAUUAUAAUGUCAGCAAAGGCAAGGAUCGAAGUAGAUGACACGUACAAUAGAUACUUUAACUUAAAUACAGUUAAUGCAACUAAUAGUGCCUGGCGUUGUAAACUUAUAUUAAGCUUUGCAAAGGGAAACUUAACAAAUUCUAUACAUUAUGAAAGUUUUCUAUACACACUACUCACAAGACUGAUGUAUUAAUCGGAGUCAGCCGAAGGUAGAGAAGGAUCAGUAUAUAGUUUUAUAUUUAUUAUUCUACUAAUUUCGCUUUUAAAAUUCUCAAAUUUUUGAUCGCCUAACACUAUUUUCUACCAGUGAACACCGACUUUACAAAUCACUUCUUAUAUUUUCAAUUAACGUGUAUAAUAGCAAUAAUUACGUUAUUGCGUAUUACAUAGAUGAUGGAGUAUUUGAGCUCGAGAUAAUAAUGUUGCAAUGAUACUUAGAUAUUUCGUUAUUUUCAUAUACGAUGUUACAGGUAGAGAUCAAUAGAAAGUCGUAACUAAUCGUAAACUGCAAUUCCACAAUAAUUUCGAAAACAAUUGUUACAAAUUCAUUACAGUGGUGACUUUAACUUUGAUAUUAUAAAUUAAGGAAGCAUAAUUUUAGUACAUUCGAACGACUUUCAGUGGUGGAUUGUUAAGUUCUACUGUCAUUGUAGAAUAAUAAUUUGUUUUUGAUUUUUUUUUUACCACGUUGUUUCAUAGAAUAUAAAUCAAAGCGGUAUUUAUACUUGUACGUAAAAAUGCAAACCUGAGAGAAUGCGCACAUCUUAAGUUCGAUUAAACUUCUGUAUGUACCUGCCUAACUGUGUUACCAUUGUACAUAUACGUACAGAAUAUUUCUAAACGUAUUUAUUAUUAUUUACAUUGCAUACGAUAAUUAUUUUUCUUACAUAUACAUCACCAAAAUUGAAUAGUAAGUUCGUGUGUUUUCACAUACGAUACUGUAGAUUCUUUUAUACAGUUUGUUACUUGGUUUAUAUACCAUAUAAAAUGAUAUAUUAUAUCGAGACUAAUUAUAAUAACAUUCGUAUUUUUAAUAUUGUGCAUUGCGCGUACUUAGAAGCAGUCUGCACGAUCGUUGGUAGCACGUAACUAUUGUUAGACAACGUGUAAGUUAAAUAUAUAUAUAUAUAUAUAUAUAUAUAUAUAUAUAUUAUUAAAGUGGAAGAAUCUUCCACGAUUUAUAGGUCAUACACGUUACUGUACAAUUUGAAUUACCUUUAAACCAAAUGAACUAUUUAAAAUACGUUGUCACUGAAGAAAAAUAUAUCUGCAUUGUGUUAUA
Messenger RNA from Hylaeus anthracinus, 11804 nucleotides. RefSeq names its product intermembrane lipid transfer protein Vps13 (gene Vps13). Gene Ontology annotation, biological process: protein targeting to vacuole; protein retention in Golgi apparatus. The transcript is spliced from 45 exons. The coding region runs from base 520 to 10530 and encodes 3336 amino acids. NCBI's taxonomy places the organism in Eukaryota, Metazoa, Arthropoda, Insecta, Hymenoptera, Colletidae. The record is from RefSeq and is a predicted model, not a curated record. Gene Ontology annotation, cellular component: extrinsic component of membrane.